Molecule: messenger RNA, 1552 nt
Organism: Ananas comosus (pineapple)
Lineage: Eukaryota; Viridiplantae; Streptophyta; Magnoliopsida; Poales; Bromeliaceae
Product: agamous-like MADS-box protein AGL9 homolog
Exons: 8
Coding region: 477-1220 (247 amino acids)
Biological process (GO): positive regulation of transcription by RNA polymerase II
Cellular component (GO): nucleus
Molecular function (GO): DNA-binding transcription factor activity, RNA polymerase II-specific; RNA polymerase II cis-regulatory region sequence-specific DNA binding; protein dimerization activity
Source: RefSeq, a predicted model, not a curated record
GCGUCGCAGCGACUCCGCUUCCAAGUUUCCUUAAUUUUAAGCUCACCCAAAGCCACUCACCCAAAUAGCUAGCCCAGCUCAUAAUAUAGUACAUCCACAAUAUUAAUUAAGAAGAGCUGCCCUUCUCCCUUCCUCCAUACACUACUACUCUUCUCUCUCUUUCUCUAGAUCUUCGGCCUUUCCUCCUCCUCCUCCUCCUCCUCCUCCUCCUUAUGCUUCAUUCUCUUAUUAAAGGACGGGAGAGGAGGGGAAGAGAUUAAUUUUCGUUUCCCUUUUUUUUUUUUUUUUUUCCUUCUCCUGAUCUUCUUAUUUCAGCUUGGAGCCUAAUUAAGCAACGCGCUAGCUAGCUCUUUCUCGUACAUCUAUAAAUAAUUCGAUCGCGCGCAUAGAUAACAAAUUAAUUAAGGAGGAGAUAAUUAAGAGCUAGCUAGCUAGGGAUAUACAUAUAUUAAUAUAUAAAUAUCACGUACGACCGGAUGGGGAGGGGGAGGGUGGAGCUGAAGCGGAUUGAGAACAAGAUAAGCCGGCAGGUGACGUUCGCGAAGCGGAGGAACGGAUUGCUGAAGAAGGCGUACGAGCUCUCCGUGCUCUGCGAUGCCGAGGUCGCCCUCAUCAUCUUCUCCAACCGCGGCAGGCUCUUCGAGUUCUGCAGCAGCUCCAGCAUACUUAAGACUCUUGAAAGGUAUCAAAGACACACUUAUGCAGCAUCAAAGGCUGCCGUCCCAGCCACUGAGACACAGAGCAAUUAUCAGGAAUAUCUGAAACUAAAGAUGCGAGUUGAGAUUCUCCAGCAGUCACAAAGAAAUCUUCUUGGUGAGGAUUUGAUUCCACUGAGUUCGAAUGAACUCGAGCAUCUUGAAAAUCAAUUAGAGAAGUCCUUAAAGCAGAUCAGAUCAAGAAAGACACAAGUAAUGCUUGAUGAGCUAUCUGAUCUUAAAACAAAGGAACAAAUGUUGCAAGAAGCAAACAGAUCUUUGAAAAGGGAGUUGCAGGAAGCUGAUUUACAAGAUCCCCUCCUACUAUCCUGGGAAAAUGGCACCGGUGGUGCAUCUAAUGUAGCCUGCAAUCAAAGGCCUUCACAGUCGUCCCAGGGAUUCUUUCACCCCAUACCUUUUGAACCUUCGCUUCAAAUUGGGUACUAUCCCAUGUAUACUAAUCAGUUGAAUGCAGCUGAUGCAACAACAGGUGAGAACGUCUAUCCUCCUGGAUGGAUAGGAUGAAGCCUUACGCUUCAUUUCCACCAAACUCUUGUUUGUCUUAUAUCCUCCUCGACUACUGUAUUGUAUUUUAUAUUUGCUUUUAAGCAUGCACGAGAAAACUCAUGAAGAAGAAUAAAACACUCCUACAGCUAUAGAAUGGUAUAUGGAUCGAAAUGGAGCUUGAUUUUAUGUUGUGGCUAUUAAUUAAGAGUUGGAGGCAAUAUCUUGCUGAAAAAAAACAAAUAAUUAUUUCACCCUGGUCAGUAAGAUUCAGGCCUUUUGUGUAAGAUAUAUGAUGCAUAUUCUAAAUUUUCAGACUGAGCUUUAUAUAUAGUUGUUAGUUCGUACAUCAA